Messenger RNA from Arabis nemorensis, 243 nucleotides. The record is from the annotation of a GenBank genome assembly. NCBI's taxonomy places the organism in Eukaryota, Viridiplantae, Streptophyta, Magnoliopsida, Brassicales, Brassicaceae.
AUGAACCAAUUGAAGACGAAGAAGCCAUGGUCAUUGUCUUUCUCGUUCGGAUGUGCAUUGCAAAAGAGCACAUUGAAGACAUGGUCAUGCAAAGAGGAAAAUGCGAAGGCGGCUCAAGAGGCGUUGUACGUGAGGUGCAAGGCUAACUCAGAAGCCACUCUUGGAACCUACAAAGGUAAUGCUAAGAUUGGUGAUGGAGCAGCAGAGAGCCUUCACGUGUAUAGAGAUUUGGUAGGAAAUUAA